This is a messenger RNA of Penicillium waksmanii, 576 nucleotides long. RefSeq lists its product as uncharacterized. The transcript is spliced from 4 exons. The record is from RefSeq and is a predicted model, not a curated record. Bases 1 to 576 code for a protein of 191 amino acids. Lineage: Eukaryota; Fungi; Ascomycota; Eurotiomycetes; Eurotiales; Aspergillaceae.
AUGAAGCUCAUUCUGACUGGCUCCAGCGGGCUCGUUGGUCACGAAAUCCUCAGCCAGUACUUAGAACACCCGUCGCCCCAAGUCGUUCUGAUGGAAGACUUUUCUUCAUAUCCCAAGACUACUUUGGAAGCUAUUAAAGGUGCGGACGCAUGCAUUUGGACACUCGGCGUGAAUCCCAAGAAGAUGUUCGAUGAUGGCAUGGCUCGACGUGUAAAUAUAGAAAAUACUAUGACUGCGGUCCGGCUCUUCAACGAUUCUUGUCAGAAGCCCUUUCGGUUUGUCUACUGCAGCGGCUACUUGGCAGAGCGAGUCAGACCAAGCGGCUCUGGUUCUUUCAAGACUACCGACGGACAAGUGGAAACCGAGUUCCUCACUUUCGAUGACGAGAAUCCCGCUUUUGAAUCCUAUAUUUUGCAGCCAGCUUUGAUUAAGCCGCGCAGUAACCCUAAUGAAUCGGUGAUCGCCAUUGGGCCUUCUAUCAAGGUGCAUGAACUAGCUAGUAAAAUGCUGAAUCUAGCACUAGAAGGCGGGACCAAAAAGCGGUCGAAAAAUUCCGAGAUCAAUCAAGAGCUAUAA